AUGUCAGGUACCAUGGGCGAAGAGGAGAUUGACCUCUACGGUCUUCUGUCAAUCAAGCGGGAUGCGACUCCGGAACAAGUCAAGAAAGCCUACCUCCAGGCAGCCCUCAAAUACCAUCCCGACAAAGUUGCAGUAGAGCAACGGGAGGAGUCCGAAGUCAAGUUCAAAGAAAUCACACGAGCCUACGAAAUUCUCAGCGACGCGCAAAAAAGACAUCUUUAUGACACCCACGGCAUGGCAGCCUUUGAUCCUUCCCGAGGAGGUGGUCCGGGCGGGCCUGAAGUAGACCUCAACGAUAUCCUUUCCCAGAUGUUUGGCUUCAACAUGGGCGGCCCUGGAGGCCCUCAGAGGCCGAGACGAGGGCCUGACGAGGAGCAGGAGUAUAAAGUCACGCUUGAAGAACUCUACAAAGGCAAGACUGUCAAAUUUGCUGCGAAUAAGCAGGUUGUUUGCGGUCAGUGCAAGGGAUCCGGUGGUAAGGACAGGGCCAAAUCCACCACCUGCGAACGCUGCAAAGGCAACGGCAUGGUUGAGGCAAUUAGACAGAUCGGGUCCGGCAUGAUGAGACGGGAGACUGUUCUGUGUGAUCACUGUCAAGGCGUCGGACAGGUUUUCAAAGAGAAGGAUCGCUGCAAGAAGUGCAAGGGGAAGAGGACGACGCAAGAAAAGAAGGCCUUGGAGAUAUACAUUCCACGAGGGUCGAUGCAGGGCGAGAGAAUUGUUCUGGAAGGCGAGGCAGAUCAGUAUCCGGACCAAAUACCUGGCGAUAUUGUCUUCACUGUAGUGGAGGAGCACCACGAGACUUUCUCGCGAUUAGGGAAUGACCUUUCAGCAGAGCUCAAGGUUACGUUGGCAGAAGCCUUGACCGGCUUUUCUCGCGUCGUACUCAAGCAUCUUGACGGCCGGGGCAUUCACAUCCAACGACCGCGAGGCAAAAUCCUGCGACCCGGAGAUUGCCUCAAGAUCCCUGGCGAGGGUAUGCCCAUGAAACGAGGCGAGAUGAAGGGAGAUCUGUACCUUGUUGUAACCGUGGACUUUCCCGAGGAUGAAUGGUUGAAGGAUGAUGCUUCGUACGAAGUUUUGCAAAAGAUGCUGCCACCGCCAAGGCCGCCUAUCGCGGCAGAGGAAGUUGACGAACUGAGAUAUGAAGAUGGGGCUGAUCUUGAGAAGAUGGGCGAAAACUCUGGAGAUCCCCGGUUCGCGAGCGAGUGGGAAGACGAGGAAGUUGACGAAGGCCAAGCGCAGUGUCAAACGCAGUAA
Messenger RNA from Metarhizium album ARSEF 1941, 1260 nucleotides. Its product is annotated as DnaJ domain containing protein. Gene Ontology annotation, cellular component: cytoplasm. Gene Ontology annotation, biological process: protein refolding. The coding region runs from base 1 to 1260 and encodes 419 amino acids. The record is from RefSeq and is a predicted model, not a curated record. NCBI's taxonomy places the organism in Eukaryota, Fungi, Ascomycota, Sordariomycetes, Hypocreales, Clavicipitaceae. The transcript is spliced from 4 exons. Gene Ontology annotation, molecular function: Hsp70 protein binding.